Molecule: messenger RNA, 2081 nt
Organism: Epinephelus fuscoguttatus (brown-marbled grouper)
Lineage: Eukaryota; Metazoa; Chordata; Actinopteri; Perciformes; Serranidae
Gene: mnx1
Product: motor neuron and pancreas homeobox 1
Exons: 3
Coding region: 292-1227 (311 amino acids)
Biological process (GO): central nervous system development; regulation of DNA-templated transcription; neuron projection morphogenesis
Cellular component (GO): nucleus
Molecular function (GO): sequence-specific double-stranded DNA binding; DNA-binding transcription factor activity, RNA polymerase II-specific
Source: RefSeq, a predicted model, not a curated record
UGCGUCAUUUCCCUGUAAUAGCAAUAUUAUAUAAAAGCAGUAAGGCAGCCAACAGCGUGCUCUACAGUGAUUAGAGCAGAGAGGCGUUGUUGGGUUAGCCGUGACGCUUGGGCCAGCCCCCUGCAGACGGCUGCACCAAUCGCCUCCAUCUGACAGGGAUUAAGUGUCACACGGAGCUCCUCUCUCACACUCCGGACCACAUCAUAACUUUUGAGAGGUGGGAAAACACCACUGACUUCUCCAUCGUUUACGCUGUAGCAGAGGCGACAAGGACGCGCACCGGGGGCCCCGAUGGAGAAAUCCAAAAACUUUCGCAUUGACGCGCUUUUAGCAGUCGAUACACCCAAGGUGCAGACCUCUCCGCUGGCGCUUGUGACUUCCCUGUCCUCCUCCUCCAUCCCGUCGUCUGGAAGUGUGGCAGCCGCAGAGCUGACCACCAGCGCCGAGUCUUUACGCACCGAGACGCCGUCUCCGCCGAGGAUUUCCAACUGCGGCUUGAUUCCGAAACCGGGUUUCCUCAACAGUCCGCACAGCAUGGUUGGAUUACAUCCGCAGAGUACCGCAGGGAUCCCCGCACAGGCUCUCUACGGCCAUCCCAUGUACACCUACUCCGCAGCUGCCCUCACAGGCCAACACCCUGCCCUGUCCUACUCCUAUCCACACGGCUCCCAUCACCACCACAGUGAUCCUAUCAAACUGACAGCCAGCACCUUCCAGCUGGACCACUGGCUCCGGGUCUCCACAGCCGGGAUGAUGCUGCCCAAAAUGUCUGACUUUAACUCUCAGGCUCAGUCCAACUUGCUUGGCAAGUGCAGAAGACCAAGAACUGCAUUCACAAGUCAGCAACUGCUGGAGCUGGAACAUCAAUUCAAACUGAAUAAGUAUCUGUCACGACCGAAGCGCUUUGAAGUGGCCACGUCCCUCAUGCUGACAGAAACCCAGGUUAAAAUCUGGUUCCAGAACAGACGCAUGAAGUGGAAGAGAAGUAAGAAGGCCAAAGAGCAGGCCGCCCAGGAGGCCGAGAAGAAAGGCAACAAGGGCGGCCAGGAGAAAUCUGACGGACUCGAACAGUCGGACUAUAACAGCAAGACAGACUCAAAAAACGGCAGAAUAAGAGACUUCAGAGACAGUGACGACGACGAGGGCGAUAAUUUCAUGUACAACUCGUCGGACUGCUCCUCGGACGACGAGAGGAAUCACACCAGUGACAUAAGUCCGCAGCCUUGAAGCUGAAGAAGGGGCGAAGGUGGCGAUCUCCAUUUAUACAGACUGUGGGGGGAUUGUCGCUAUAAAAAUGCAGUUGCAUGUAACCCAACCUCUAAUCACCUCCAUGGAAUUAAUGAGCGUUUUUUUGUCAUGAAAGGAAUAAAAUUUAGGUCAAAGAUAGAUGAUCUUGGUGUCAUAAUCAAGCAAUAAAGCAGGAGAUUUAAGUUUCAUAAUAGGAGCAUCACUCAGCACUCGGCUAUAGACUGUAAACUGUGACAUGCUGCAUGGUUUAUAUGCAAACGCUGUAUGCAGUAACAUUUCAAUAAUACCUAUAGCCAAUGCCACAGUAAAAAAAAAGUCCGCGUCAUUUGUCUUAGUUUGACCUUAUUUUGUUCUUUGUGGUGUUCCGUAGUGUGCCAUAUCACGCUGGAAAUAAAUGUUAUGUUUAUUUUUCUAUACUGUAUUUAUAAAAAUGGUUAUCCCAGUGCAUGCUAAAUUAUUGUUUAGCGUCUCUCUUGGUGCAAACAAUGUGAAAUAAAAUGUUUUUAUAGAAAAGCUCAGCUGGCAUUUUGGCCCCAAUCUGUGUUCGAGUGUGUGUGUGUGUGUGUGUAAGUGUGUGUGUUUUAAAUAUAGUCCCUUGAUUUACGGUUUGCUCGCAGUGUCUCAGCGCGGAUGCGAACAGAGGCUCGUGUUUUUCUCCUUGCUCUGACAGGUCGGGUCAUGGGAAUUACUGUUAAUAGCGCUGUCGGAUCUGUGCAAACGUGCAGUGAGAGCAAACAGCGAGUAGGCAGGCAGACGGAGGAAACAUUUCACACCACACUAGCAAUGGGCUCGCAUUAAUAAACCUUUUGAGCGGCUUGUUGAGGGACAUCUUG